This is a messenger RNA of Heterostelium album PN500, 498 nucleotides long. RefSeq lists its product as uncharacterized. Lineage: Eukaryota; Evosea; Eumycetozoa; Acytosteliales; Acytosteliaceae. The record is from RefSeq and is a predicted model, not a curated record. The coding region runs from base 1 to 498 and encodes 165 amino acids. The transcript has a single exon.
AUGUUUAAACAAUCGAUUUAUUUAAUUUUAUUAUUAAAUAUUUUUUCAUCUACAAUGCUAGUGCAAGCCGAUUGUACUCAACAAUUGGCAAGCUACUUUAACUUUAAUAGUCAUUUGCUACAGAUGACAGCUGUCAUGAGAAACGGCCAGGUAUUUUACACUCGUCAAACUAUAACACCAUUCAAUGUUGGACCGAAUAUUUUAAUGUUGACCAAUGGAAAUUCCUUCGAUGUAUUGUGCUCCGAUAACAAUAAGUGUGUCAAUGGUGCCUCCCAAACAUUUUCCACUAAAAUCAACAGUUUCUUUGAUGCCAAAGGAAUCAAUAUUUACCCAAACGGACAAGUUAAUCUAUACCCACUCUGGAGGAUUCCAGCCGACCCAGUCUACAGAUUCAACUUGACAUGCUCACCAACUUCCAAUGUGUUCUAUGGAUUCGCCCAAGAAAAUUAUUUCGCUUUCAGUUUUGUAAAUGGAACAACUGUUGGAUCAUCAUGUUAA